AUGAUAUAUACAUUGUGUGAUAUGGCACAGUUGAGUGGUGUCUGGAGUGCGUGUCCAUUCCUGAAACAGGUUCCACCGGCUACCAAGCUCCUGACCAUCACCACUGUGUCAGUAUUUAUUCUGUCACGACUGGGAUUCCUCAGCCCAUACUUCCCCUACAAUCAAUGGAGCACAUUGUUUCAGACCUGGGAGCUCUGGCGUCCCUUCACAGCCCUCAUCGCUAUACAGGGCAGUGCUAUUCCCGCCUUCUACACGGCGUACCAAAUGUACAGCUACUCCAAUGACCUCGAGGCCAACCACUACGGAGGGAUCACAGCCAAGUACGCGUGGUGGCUCACCUUUAUCUCUCUAUUCAUCUGGAUCGGAGACUAUCUGCUCAUCAACUCGCCCUUCUACACCCGUGCCUUCAUGAUGGCACUCACCUAUGCUUGGGUCCAGGAUCACAAGUAUAACCAGGUGUCGUUCUACUUUGUCAGCUUCUCGGCCAAGUUCCUGCUCCCUGUCAACCUUUUCAUCUCCCUGCUCGACGACCCUUCCGAUCUCUACCCUUGCAUUCUUGGCAUUGUGGCUGCCCACACUUUCUACUUUCUCGACACCAUCUACCCCUCCGUGUACCCUACUUACGGCAAGUUCCGAAUUGUCGAACCCCCCCAGUUCUACUACACUCUUCUGGGGACUGAAUCGUCGGCAUACACUUCCAACAUGGGCACCGGCUCGCAGGCUCCUACCAACCCUGCUGGUGCUUCCAAUGCCUGGGGGUUGGGCGGUGGCCCUGUCGGCGGAGCCGCUGCAGAUGGUGCUACUACUACUGGUGCUUCUGUCAGAAGUGAGGGCUCCGGUAGUUUCUCUGGUCGUGGCCAGCGACUUGGUACAUAA
Messenger RNA from Yarrowia lipolytica CLIB122, 876 nucleotides. Lineage: Eukaryota; Fungi; Ascomycota; Dipodascomycetes; Dipodascales. The record is from RefSeq and is a predicted model, not a curated record.